Messenger RNA from Sphaeramia orbicularis (orbiculate cardinalfish), 792 nucleotides. Its product is annotated as C-C motif chemokine 19-like. The transcript is spliced from 4 exons. NCBI's taxonomy places the organism in Eukaryota, Metazoa, Chordata, Actinopteri, Kurtiformes, Apogonidae. The record is from RefSeq and is a predicted model, not a curated record. Gene Ontology annotation, biological process: immune response. The coding region runs from base 104 to 376 and encodes 90 amino acids. Gene Ontology annotation, cellular component: extracellular region. Gene Ontology annotation, molecular function: chemokine activity.
UCUGCAACCAGACCACAACACCUCCACGGUCCAGAAGAGACUCUGAAGCAGCAGCAGCAGCAGCAUCAGCCCUCUGAACCCAGACCCACCACCCAACACAGACAUGGCCUCCAGAACUGUACUUCUGCUCCUACUGGCUGUCAUCUGCACUGGAUUUGCAGCUGGUGAGAUUCCAGCUGACUGCUGUCUGCAAGUUGUUAACAAACAUGUUCCUGCCAAAUUCAUCCAAAGCUACUUCAUUCAAGAAUCUGGGAAAGGCUGUAGCAUCCCUGCUACUGUGUUUACAACCAAGAAUGGAAAUGCACUGUGCGUCCCCCACCCAGAUGGACACCCAUGGGUGCAAAGGGUCAUUAAGAUCAUCGAUCAGAGGAAUUAAAGUUAAAGAGGUGUAGAGAGCAGUGUACUCUGGGAAAAGGUCUGAGCAUUGAAGAGGAUGCAAAAUAUGAGCCGUCACGCCGGUGGAUUCAAUUAGGGCUUAAAUACACAGUUUUGUGAAAGGGAACGAAUGGGAAUUUUAGAAAAUAUGUGUACUUUUUUUUUUUUUUUUUUUUUUUUUAUACUUUUAUAUUAAUAUAAAGUUUGUUUAAUGUGUGCGUGAAAAGGACAGUGAAACUGAGUUUUUGCCUCAUGUUUCCAAAAAUGCAAAGCCUGGAAACAACAUUUACAGAGAAACGGUUUUAUUUUAAAAACUGUAAGGUGCUUGUGAAAAACAAACUGAUCUAAAGAUGGAACAUUUCUGCAUGUAAAAGACUGUUACUACCACUAUUGUAAAUAAAGCUUGAUUCUUUUGUA